CGUGAAUGCUGUCGGCAACGGUCCAAGGACUGUUGUCCAAGUAAAGGAAAAGUGUAGGAAUUUGAGACUAAAAAGGCAAAGACAGACUACACUGCAGAGCAGGCUAGUCUUUUAAAGACAGGUGGAGGACCUGCUCUGCCAGAAAUGUCAACUGGGUCUUAUGCUAUAAUAGACCUGCUUAAAGACUCGGCGUCCUUCUCUGGGACAACUGGAGCAGAUCUUUGUGAGACGGCACUAGCCAAUGAUACAGUGGAAGAAGGCAGCCAUCCAGAAUAUUGUCUGUGGGAAAGUUUUACAACUGAAGGAAAAGACACUGAAACUGCUGUUAAGUGCAAAGACCUGGGAAAAUCAAAGCCACAAGCAGCAGAAACCUAUGCCAGAGCCAGUGCCAGUAAAAGUCAGUGCAACAAGGGUUACACCACAGAAUGAAAAGGCCAAGACACUGAAGGAGUUGCAGAUGGCUUACUACAUGGAAGCAACAGAAAAUCAGAAGGCACAGAAGGAGUGCUUUCAGAAACUGUCCACACUGGCCGAUGUUCUGACACUGAAAUUUUCGUGAAUGUCUCAUAAAUGACUUUCUUUUUAUUUCAAU
Mya arenaria is the source of this 592-nucleotide messenger RNA. RefSeq lists its product as uncharacterized. The record is from RefSeq and is a predicted model, not a curated record. The transcript is spliced from 6 exons. Bases 242 to 559 code for a protein of 105 amino acids. NCBI's taxonomy places the organism in Eukaryota, Metazoa, Mollusca, Bivalvia, Myida, Myidae.